CGCCCUCGCCCUUGCUUGGGCUUUAUCACCCCAGACACUCACCGACUGGAGCAAUGCUGGCCAUCAUGUCCAUACUUGGGGCCUUCCUGAUGCUCUGGGGUCUCUCACUGGGCCCAGCAACCGAGGGAGCCAUAGCAUUCGAGACCCGGCCGAACCUGUGGGCAGAGGCCGAAUCGUUGCUGGAGCCCCGGGCCAACUUGACACUGACAUGCCAGGCCCGCCUGAUGACCCCGGAUUUUGAGCUGUUCAAGGAUGGGGUAACCCAGGAACUUGUGCACCUUGAUUUACCUGCCAUGGAGCACCAGUUCCCACUAGGAGCAGUGACAAGUGACACCCGAGGCCUCUACCGCUGCCGCUCUGCCUUGAACGGCGGAUGGACCCAGUUGAGCAACCUCCUGAAGGUGACUGGAGCAGAGUCCCUACCCCCACCUUUGCUCUCAACUGAGCCUGUGUCCUGGAUCACACCGGGUCUGAAGAUGAAACUGCUAUGCCAUGGGGGAUAUCGUGGUGUGACCUUCCUGCUGAGGCGGGAAGGCGAUGAUCAGUUUUUAGAUGUGGCUGAGGCCCCUAAAGAUGCAGAGGCUACCUUCUCAGUCCAUCAGCCUGGCAAUUACAGCUGCAGCUACAGGACCCACGAAGCAGGUGCAUCCUCUGAGCCCAGUGCUACUGUAACAGUGGAGGAGCUGGAAGCACCGUUGCCACCCACGCUGAGUUUCCUGGGAGAGUCUGCAGGUGUCCUGCCCCGGGGCGCCGGCGCGAACCUCCUUUGCGUGGCGCCCCUGAGCGGCGUGGAAUUCCAGCUUCGGCGGGGCGAGGAGGAGCUGCUGGUACCCAGGAGCUCCAGCAACCCAGACAGCAUCUCCUUUCACCUGAACGCGGUGGCUCUAGGAAACGGCGGUCUCUACACCUGCCGCUAUCGGCUGCGAGCCGAGCAAACCUGGUCCUCUGACAGUGCACCUGCCGAGCUGCUGCUGAGCGACGAGACGCUUCCCGCGCCGGAGCUCUCGGCCCACCCCGCGACUCUGCGCCCCGCGCCCGGCACGCUGGUGCAGCUGCGGUGCCGGGCUCCCCGGGCCGGCCUGCGCUUCGCCCUGGUGCGCGAGGACGCCAAGCGCCGAGUGCACCGUGUCCUGAGCCCCGCGGGGACAGAGGCCACCUUCGAGCUGCCGCACGUCUCGGUGGUGGACUCCGCCAACUACAGCUGCGUCUAUGUGGACACGGCGCCACCCUUCAAGGGCUCGGCGCCCAGCGCGCACCUGGAGCUGCGCGUAGACGGACCCCCUCCCAGGCCACGGCUCUGGCCCCUGUCGAGUGGGGCAGUGGUUCCCGGCCAUGAUGUGGUCCUGCGCUGCGAGAGCCAGGUGCCCAGCGUCAUGCCCAGGGUCAUCUUCGAGCUGCUGAAGGCAGACGAAGAGGAGCCUUCAACCAAGCUCUGGUCCAGCCACGCUUCAGCAGACCUUGUACUGACCUAUGUGGGGCCCCAGCAUGCAGGCAACUACAGCUGCCGAUACCGCUCAUGGUCACCCAAACCCUUCGUGUCUGAGCUCAGCGACCCGGUGGAGCUCCAGGUGGCAGGAAGUUGAUCCAGCUGCAGACUCAGGCUGCUAAUGGUAUCUUUGGCAAAUAGUUUCUCCAGUCUGGCUCCGAUCCCUCAUGCUGCAGCUAGAGGCUGGACUCCCCCUGAAAGUGCUGAACUGUCCCUCAUUCUUCCUGGAAAUUAAUAAAAAUGUGAAGAGAC
Messenger RNA from Odobenus rosmarus divergens (Pacific walrus), 1738 nucleotides. It is a transcript of the gene A1BG, whose product is annotated as alpha-1-B glycoprotein. The transcript has 8 exons. The record is from RefSeq and is a predicted model, not a curated record. Bases 54 to 1583 code for a protein of 509 amino acids. NCBI's taxonomy places the organism in Eukaryota, Metazoa, Chordata, Mammalia, Carnivora, Odobenidae.